Etheostoma spectabile (orangethroat darter) is the source of this 1461-nucleotide messenger RNA. RefSeq names its product family with sequence similarity 199, X-linked (gene fam199x). Bases 94 to 1266 code for a protein of 390 amino acids. Lineage: Eukaryota; Metazoa; Chordata; Actinopteri; Perciformes; Percidae. The record is from RefSeq and is a predicted model, not a curated record. The transcript is spliced from 8 exons.
CAGACAACUGAGAUCAUCGGCAGAAAAGAAAGGAUUUGCAAAUGGAGGUGGCAAUAAUGAUCAUUCUUUGAACGACAAAAGGUACGUCUCGCCAUGUCUGAGUCUCUGUAUGAGAAGUUUUUAGCGCCAGAUGAGCCUUUCCCCCUCCUCUCCCAAAGAGCCAACCUCAGUGACGUGGGGACCCUGGAUGUGAGUGACUUUGGCUGUCAGCUCUCAUCUUGUCACAGGACCGAUCCUCUACACCGCUUCCACAGUAACAGGUGGAACCUCACUUCCUGUGGGACCAGUGUAGCCAGCUCAGAGUGCAGCGAAGAGCUCUUCUCCUCCGUGUCUGUGGGGGAUCAGGACGACUGCUACUCCCUUCUGGAUGACCAAGAACUAACAUCUCUGGACCUGUUUCCAGAGGGCAGCGUUUGCAGUGAUGUUUCCUCCUCUAUCAGCACCUAUUGGGAUUGGUCCGACAGCGAGUUUGAGUGGCAGUUGCCAGGAAGUGACAUUGCCAGCGGCAGCGAUGUUCUGUCCGACAUCAUCCCGAGUGUGCCGAGUUCCCCCUGUCUGUUCUCCAAGAGGAAGCCUAAGCCCCACCCUCACCGCAACCUGGAUGAGUUACCAUGGAGUGCCAUGACCAACGAUGAACAGGUGGAGUACAUUGAGUACCUGAGUCGGAAGGUGAGCACAGAGAUGGGCCUGAGAGAGCAGCUGGACAUCAUCAAGAUCAUCGACCCCUGUGCUCAAAUCUCUCCCACCGACAGCGAGUUCAUCAUCGAGCUCAACUGUCUCACCGACGAGAAACUCAAGCAGGUGCGGAACUACAUCCGAGAGCACGGCCCCAGGCAGCGGGCCAGCAGCACCAGAGAGGGCUGGAAGAGGAGCAGCCACAGCAGUGCCAGCACCGGCGGGGUCAGCGGAGCCAGCAGCAGUAACGCCAGCAUGGUCAGCUCCGCCAGCUCCUCCACCGGCUCCACCGCCUCCAACUCGGUCGCAGGUGGCACAGCAUCAGCCUGUAGCGGAGGCAGCGUUGCUAACAUUAGCAGAGCGCACAGCGAUGGCAACCUUUCCAGUGCUGCGGAACGUAUACGAGACUCUAAAAAACGUUCCAAGCAGCGUAAGCUCCAGCAGAAAGCCCUCCGGAAGCGGCAGCUGAAAGAGCAGCGGCAGGCCCGGAAGGAGCGCCUGAGUGGACUCUUCCUGAACGAGGAGGUGCUGGCGCUGCGCGUGACUGAGGAGGAGGACCGCGGCGACGACGACCUGGACAUACUGAUGUGACACCAGUGAACCAAUCGGUGCUCCCUCUACGCCUGUUCCCUCCCCCCCCCCCGCCCAGCCGCUGCCAUAGAGCCCAUAGACCACGCUACUCCCCAUCACUGCAUGCAUUAGCUUUGAGUACGCUAACACGAUGCAUUUUGUAAGAGUGAUGUCUGAUAGGCAGUGAUAGCUUGUAUUGGCUUCUGACAUAGCUUU